Molecule: messenger RNA, 4797 nt
Organism: Chlamydomonas reinhardtii
Lineage: Eukaryota; Viridiplantae; Chlorophyta; Chlorophyceae; Chlamydomonadales; Chlamydomonadaceae
Exons: 3
Coding region: 423-2243 (606 amino acids)
Source: RefSeq, a predicted model, not a curated record
UCGGAGACUCGGACCCCUUCAGCCUUUCAGCGCUUCAUCUCCCCUUCCCGCGCGAUCCAAGCUCGUGGAUUUCGGGGGUCGCUCUGGCGCAGACUGCGCCGCCGAAGCUGCCCAGUGAAAAUUUCACCUUCGUGUAUCGCGCGGACACACUGUGCAUUUAAAUGGCACCCUCACUUGGCUUGUUGGCUACGCUUCGCGCAAUCAGCCUUGAAGCGACGGACGCCCUCGUAGAAACACUGCACAAGCAUAGAUGUGUCUCAGAAGCUCGCCUGGUGUGCAAGGACUUGCGCCAAAUCAUCGACGGCUCGGUCCAGUCCCUCAAACUUACUGAAUCGCUUGAGACCCUGGCUGACAGCGCGCCGCCCUCGCUGGCGCUCUGGCCCCGUGUAGAGAAUGUGUGCUACUGCAUUAGCACUGAUGAUAUGGACGAAAACGAAGAGGAGCUCGCCACCGAGAAGUGGAUUUCGUGGGCAGGGAGCCAGCCUCCCGCCAGCCUCCGGAAGAUAACGUCCCUGCGCUUGUACUGGUCCGGCCCGGAAACCGGCCCUGUGCUCACCGCUUCCCUGGCAGCUUGCAUCGCCCUGUGGUUCCCCAACCUCAAGGAGCUGAGCUUUGAGGACUCCCCCUCGUCUGUGGUGCCGGAGAAGAACGCUGCUCAGCUGACCGCCACCAUCCGCGGCGGCCUGGACCGGCUGCCGCAGCUGGUGAAGCUCACACUGCCCAGCUGGGGCCUGCUGGGGGCGCUGGACGAGGUGCAGCAGCGCAGGCACGCAUACGACAGCGGCGGCAGCGCCUGGCUUGGCAACCUGAUGCACCUGGACAUAGUCGCAAACUGGCCUGAUGAGGUCACGGACGCAAUGGCGGCGGGUAUCGCCUCGCUCCGCAGCCUCCGAGCGCUCCGGUUCAUCAAUAACACCUCCCAGGACGACGAACUGGACGGGGCCGGCCUGCUGCGCCUGUUUGACCACGUGCCGCCCAGCCUCACCACGGUCUCGUUCAUUCCGUUAAUCGGCACCCCCGGGCCGCUGGAAGCGGGCAUGGACGCGGUCUUCGAGGGGGGGCAGCUGAAGGAGGUCGCCUUGGUGGUGGACGAAGAGGACAUGUUUCGCAGCAUACCGCUGUGGAAAGUGGGUGAAGCAGCAAUUCAGCUGCUGCUGCCACACCUGCGUGCCAAGGACAGCAUGCUGCGGCGGCUGGUCGUGCGGCGGUUGCUGCUGCCCGCCACGGUGCACCACGCGCGCAUGCAGGCGACUGAUCAGCAGCUGGAUGCGAUUACGGAGCUCCUGAAGCGGUGCUGGAACGUGGAAGUGCAGGAGGUCAUGAUCCGGGGCACGACGUCACACCUGCCCGCGCUUAUGGAGGCGGCGGAACUGCUGGGCCCGCCGCAAGUUCUGCGGCUCAGGACCAUCUACAACUACGACCUGCGCGUGCCCCUGCUCCAGCCCGCCACGCCGGCCGGGCAAGACGCAAAGUGGCCUGGGCGGGGGGCGGCGGCGGACAGCGCGCGGACUGGGCCGGGUGACAGCAGCUUAGCUCAGCAGCCGCUGCAGCAGCCGCAAGAGCAGCAGCCGCAAGUGCAGCAGCCGCCAUCGGGCCUGCCGCUGGCUCUGUCCACUCCGCCACAGGCAGUUGUGGCGCGGGCGACGCAGCGACUGCUUGCACAUCCACAGAUCGAGCAGCCCAAUGCUGACGAGUCCAGGACGCUUCCAGAGACGGCUCGGCUACUGGUGCUGCGCGGCUCACUCGUGGCGGGCCUGGCCCAGGCCCCGGAGGUGGUGGACGGCUGGGUCAAGUGGCUGGCCCAGGCGGCAGCGGCGCCGGCAAAGAGGCGGCACGGCCAGUAUCAGGUGGUGCCCAGGGCGCUGGGCGGUCCGGUGCUGCUGCUGCAGGCGGACGGCGAGGCCGGCGCCGCAGCGGCACUGCAGGCCGCGGUGCGGUCCGUGGAGCCAGAGGUGCAGCUGGACGCGGCGUGGGUGGCGGUGGAGCGGUACCCGGGCUGCCCGGGCUUUUUGAAGCUGCCGGCGCCCCUCGUUUGGUGCAUUCAGCAGGAACUGGACGAGACCUGGGCGGCGGCGGGGAGCGGCAGGGGCGAAAGCGCGGGCGCCGGCGCCGCCGGCACUGGAGCGGGCGACCAUGCUGCCGCUGUGGUGCCGCCGUCACUUCAGGAGCAGGUGGAGUGGCUGCAGCAGCUGGGCAAGGUCCUGGCGGAGGAGCUGCCGAGCUGCAAGCCAUUCAUUUUCUGAUUAUGUGACCAGCGUAUUACCUAGAGAUUGGCGCACUUCUAAACCAACGUUGCCGUCAAGUUUGAUGGCGGGGCGCUGGCUGGUGUUGGGCCUUGGGCAUGGCACGCGGAUUGGUGUGGCCUGGUGUGUCAUAACAUGGUGCAGGUGCAGCAGGAUGUGCAAAGGCAGUAUCAUGUGAUACACGUAGUGUGAGCUUUGGCUGGUAUACAUGGCUGAUUGGCUGGUGCACACGGCUAGUCCACGCAGCUGGUCCACACGCAGGGGCUCACCAGCCGGCGUGCGGCGUAAUAUGCCUCGCUGCUCUAUCUGUUUGCCACGGGUGCAGGGCGGCAACGGAUGGAAAUGCUUGGUCUGAAUUGAAGUGGGCGUGACGAUCUGCGGUGUCGUGUGCUUCAGUAUUGUGUAUGGCGGCUGCGGCUUCAGUUGGGUUGUCGUCCUAGGUAUUUCGCCCGUGGGACUUGGAUAACGUGCCCGCCGCUCCCCCUUAUCUGGAAGGGGUGACGGUUAUGCUGUGUUGCGGAGUACGCCUGACUCAGCUUAUUCCUCGCCUUAUCUCCGUUUCCUGGUGGCGGGCUUGCGUGUUGUGUUGGCCUUGAGGUUCUGUAGGCUGUGGUAGGUCUUCGUUAAGAGUAUGCCUCGGUGCUAUGACGCCAAGCCUGUCUAUCUGUGGUCACAGACUGCAUGGUCCUGCCGUGGUGCGAGGGAAGUCAGGUGUAGGCUUCCUGUGCCUUGCUUUGCAUUCAUCGUACUGCGGACAGUACUAUGCGCGCGCAGUCCCCAAUCGCCGGCUUUCUGCGAACCGUGAUGAUGGGGGGCGCUCGUGGGGUGGUGGCUGAGCAACUCGCUGAGCGCAGCAUUUGGGACCAAGGGAGGUUGUUGGGGACGGUUGGCGGACAGCUAAAACGGCGUCUACUGCUGUGAGCCCAUAUAUGGUCCAUAUGGACCGCGAAGCGGCGCCGGCACCCAUGUCGAGACCUGCUGGUGCUGGUUUGCGGUCUUUGCUGGCGAGCUUAGCAUAGCAUGUAUGUAGUUGUCCUGUGCCCGCUGUGCGUGUGCUUGCGAGUGGAACGCGGCUGGACAAAUGCAUGGCGGGCGGUGCCUGUGCAAACCGAACCCCGCCAUGCCGGGAAGGCCACGCAGUUUCAACCCCUGGCUCAGGGGCUCAGACGACGGCCAACGUGGCAUGGGCGCAGCCCACUUUUCCCUUGAGACGGGGAGCCGUGCGGGGAGCCACCUUCCUCGUCACCUCGUGCCAUGACGCCUGCCCGUCCCCGGGCACAGAUUUUGUCGUGCUGCCGUGGUGAUGGUCAGGUAAGGUGGUGGUCCUGGCAGGGGGGGGUAGAAAGCUCAGGUUCUUACCCCAUGCUCAAUGUUACAGAGCUUUUAGAGAGCAUUAUGCACGUGCUUUUACUUUUGUUAUGAAUGCGGAUGUUACAGAGGGGACAGUCCCAGCACCCGAAGUUUAGUUUUGUUAUGGGGUGUCUGGUGAGGAAGUUCUGGGCCCUCAAAGUCGGGGGAUCGGUCGUCGUCCUGGUUAAAAGGGGGCAUUGGGAAGGCUAAGUUGCACGUGCAGGCGUGGACAUGUUUGUUGGGACAUGUCUUGACGUCCAACACAUGCGCACUGCCACGGCUGGGCUCUCUAGCGCUGGUGCGCAUGUAUUUACGUCUGACAAGGCUGCCGAUGCACACUGUCCAACCGUCACACGGAUGAGAUUUUAGCGCGGUGUGGGCUGAGUCGAGAGGAUUUCCAUGGAUAGGAUCCCGCGUGUGACCGAAGUCUCAGAACAGGACCGCUGAAGGCACACCGUGAUAGUGCUCGUCAAGAGGAGUCGAUUGGCACCACUUUGGUAUUAAAUGGAGGGGUUUUAAGCCCUAAACAAUGAGGUUUUGUCCGUGGGGGGGUCGGUCGUCCCCUCAAGGGGGGUCCCGGGGGAUUUCGGCCUUUCGGGGCAUGGGGUCUGGCACUUUGUUUCCUACGCCCCCACCCCACUCCCCCGGGUCCUGUUGGCGGUGCUUGUGUUUGAUGGGGCGCUCCGGUGGCUCCGCAGACCACCGACGGUUCCUUGUUUUUACCACUGACAGGCUGACGGCUUGAUUAGCGUGCGACGUCGUCCCCACAGCACACCGAGUUGGAGCCUAUGGCACGUGUACAUAUGCAAACACCGGGGAAACACGUGUGCGGCAAACUUGGUGCCUUGGUUAGUGGACUUGAAGCUCCAGGCCUGCAACCCCCUGUCCACCUGGCUGUACCCCACGCUGCCAGCAAUGGGCUGUGGCGGACGGAGGUGCUCCGCAGUGACUUUAAUUAAACAUGCACGAACAAGGCAGCUGACGCAGGGUCGGUACCGCGCAUUAGCUGGAUGUGUGAUGGGACAGGGUUCAGGCAGGUUGGCGAGGUCCCAUAGGGUGCAGCUGACGCCCGUACCCCAAGCAGACAGCAAACAGUUUGCAGCGGCAGAGCAGGAGUGCAUGGCUGGUCGAACGCCGGAGUUACUGUACCGACAAGUUGCUGGCUGGCUGGAAGUUUGCUGAUGCGCAUUCCUCACGCUCCGGG